Messenger RNA from Cololabis saira (Pacific saury), 899 nucleotides. It is a transcript of the gene polr2eb, whose product is annotated as RNA polymerase II, I and III subunit E, b. Bases 146 to 778 code for a protein of 210 amino acids. The record is from RefSeq and is a predicted model, not a curated record. Gene Ontology annotation, cellular component: RNA polymerase II, core complex; RNA polymerase I complex; RNA polymerase III complex. Gene Ontology annotation, biological process: DNA-templated transcription. Lineage: Eukaryota; Metazoa; Chordata; Actinopteri; Beloniformes; Belonidae. Gene Ontology annotation, molecular function: DNA-directed RNA polymerase activity; DNA binding. The transcript has 8 exons.
AUGGGCUUCUGUGACGUCAUCAGUCUGCGCCGGGGAAAGGAAACGUGCGUACCUGUGUUUUUCUGCUAAAGUCGAAAGUGACAUAUUCAGUAGAAUUACCAAGAUUUCCCUUUAAAUCUAAAACACCCCGACCAUUUGAGACGGUAUGGAUGAUGAGGAGGAGACAUACAGGCUGUGGAAGAUCCGCAAAACCAUUAUGCAGCUGUGCCACGACCGAGGAUACCUGGUGACCCAGGACGAGUUGGACCAGACCCUGGACGAGUUCAAGAGCCAGUUCGGGGACAAGCCGAGCGAGGGUCGUCCCCGGAGGACCGACCUGACGGUGCUGGUGGCGCACAACGACGACCCCACCGACCAGAUGUUCGUCUUCUUCCCCGAGGAGCCCAAGGUGGGGAUCAAGACAAUUAAAAUGUAUUGUCAGAGGAUGCAAGAGGAGAACAUCACACGAGCCAUCAUUGUCGUUCAGAUGGGCAUGACGCCAUCGGCCAAACAGUCUCUAGUGGACAUGGCCCCCAAGUACAUACUGGAGCAGUUUCUGCAACAAGAGCUGCUCAUUAACAUCACGGAGCACGAGCUUGUCCCAGAGCACAUUGUCAUGACAAAGGAGGAAGUGACUGAACUACUAGCAAGAUAUAAAUUAAAGGAAAGCCAGCUGCCAAGGAUCCAGGCGGGGGACCCUGUGGCUCGGUACUUCGGCUUGAAAAGAGGACAGGUCGUGAAGAUUAUCCGACCCAGUGAAACGGCUGGAAGAUACAUCACAUACAGACUGGUCCAGUGACAGACAGUUCUCCCGGAUCAGCGUUUAGGACCAGAGAGACGACGCACCACAGCCAUCUUCACUCAUCUUUGCUUUUUUAUUUUAGAUUUGAAUAUUUUGUAAAAUAAAGUUGAACUGAAAA